This is a messenger RNA of Brassica napus (rape), 1642 nucleotides long. Its product is annotated as WAT1-related protein At5g40240. NCBI's taxonomy places the organism in Eukaryota, Viridiplantae, Streptophyta, Magnoliopsida, Brassicales, Brassicaceae. Gene Ontology annotation, molecular function: transmembrane transporter activity. The record is from RefSeq and is a predicted model, not a curated record. The transcript is spliced from 7 exons. The coding region runs from base 353 to 1465 and encodes 370 amino acids. Gene Ontology annotation, cellular component: plasma membrane.
UGCUACGCUUGUUAAUAUCAUUCUUGUAUGUAACUCUCUAACUGGAUCACUAUCUCUCGGACGAGCUUACUAAUCUGGAUGCUGGUUGUGUCAACGAUGUGGAUUGGGAUGAUCUUUUGGAACCUUGUGUGGUGUGAAGUAUUAGAUCAACUUGUUUUUUUUUAUAAUUAUUGAGAGGGAAGAGCGAUAUUGUUAAUGUGUGGUGUGAAUUAUUUGGUCAAUUGGUCAACUUAUAAAUAAAAUAAUGACCAUUUAGCAAGCAUGAUGGAUCUGACCACCAACCCAAUGAUUGAUUAUAUGCCCACUUUAAUCUCAUCAAACAGUUUCUGGGAAUUUAGACACCAAAUCUGUCAUGAGAAGAGCAGGAGAAGACACAGUGGCAUGGAGGUACUUUCACAGAGAUGUUGUGCCUUUUGCUGCAAUGUUUGUUGUUGAGUGUUCCACUGUUGGGUCGAACACACUGUACAAGGCUGCAUCGUUAAGAGGAUUGAACUUCUAUGUCUUUAUCUUUUACUCUUACGCUGCUUCAACACUUGUGCUUCUUCCACUUGCCCUCAUCUUUGGAAGAUCUAAAAAAUUACCUUCAGCCAAGUCUCCUCUCUUCUUCAAGAUGUUUUUACUUGGGCUUUUCGGGUGCAUGGCGCAGAUGGUUGGGUUUAAAGGUGUAGAACAAAGUUCUCCUACUCUUUCCUCUGCUAUGAGCAAUCUCACGCCAGCUUUCACAUUCACCCUUGCAGUUAUCUUCAGGAUGGAACAAGUUGUGUUAAGGAGCUCUGCGACUCAGGCUAAAAUCAUCGGUGGAGUACUGUCUAUAUCUGGUGCUCUGGUUGUUGUGCUGUAUAAAGGCCCAAAAGUUCUAUCUGCUGCAAUUUUUACACCUUCAUCAUCUCCAACUAAUUCGCUUCACCAGCAGUUGACUUCAUCAGAGUCAAGUUGGAUAGUCGGUGGCCUUUUGCUUGCGUCACAGUUCUUUUUAGUUUCAGUCUGGUAUAUUGUUCAGACUCUGAUCAUGGAGGUAUACCCUGAAGAAAUAACAGUAGUCUUCUUCUACUACUUAUUUGCAACAUUAAUCUCAGCACCUAUAUGUUUAUUGGCUGAAAGGAACUUGACUUCUUGGGUGAUAAAACCAGAUAUUACCCUCGUUGCAAUCAUAUACGCGGGAGUCUUUGCUUCAUUAUUCAGUGUGAUAACCCACACAUGGGGUCUGCAUCUGAAGGGUCCUGUCUAUGUAUCCUUGUUUAGGCCACUGUCUAUUGCAAUUGCAGUUGCCAUGGGUGCUAUAUUCCUCAGUGAUGCACUUCACCUCGGGAGUGUCAUUGGAUCAGUAAUAUUGUGUUUUGGAUUCUACACUGUGAUUUGGGGCAAAUCAAGAGAGGAUUCAACCAAAGCUCUAGCUGGUUCUGAGCAUUGUUCACCCUUGCUGCUUACACACGUCGUAGAAGAUGAAGGCUUGUCAUUAAGAUAAGAUUGAUGCAAGUGAAUGAUAAUAUGCGUACACUAUUAAUUUGUAAAUGCGGGUGGAGGGUGAUAACUUUGUAAUUAUUGCGUUAUGCUGGUCUCAGAAACAUUUUUUCACAAUACAAAGUUACCCAAACAAAUGAGUAUUCUUCUGUUUCGUUUUAUGGAGAAUUUUCAAAUGGAA